Papaver somniferum (opium poppy) is the source of this 1761-nucleotide messenger RNA. RefSeq lists its product as uncharacterized. Lineage: Eukaryota; Viridiplantae; Streptophyta; Magnoliopsida; Ranunculales; Papaveraceae. The transcript is spliced from 3 exons. Bases 1 to 1761 code for a protein of 586 amino acids. The record is from RefSeq and is a predicted model, not a curated record.
AUGCUAUCUACUACUGCAGCCUCCUAUAACCUUCCUUGGUUGAUUAUAGGAGACUUCAAAUUUAUUCUGCAUGAUACUGAAAAAUUCAGUACUCAUCCCAUGGAUAAAAAUGAAGCUGACAUUUUCAAAGAAAAGAUUCUUGAACUAGAUUUGAUUUAUCUUGGUUUCACUGGUUUCCCUUUUACUUGGUCAAAUAAAAGAAAGGGCCAUGCCUUAACUGAACAAAGGCUGGAUAGAGUUCUAGCUACUGAUGAGUGGCUAGCCAUCUACCCAAAUACCACAAUAACUAACAUGCUUGCUAUUGGGUCUGAUCACCAUCCCAUUUUUCUUAAUUCCAAUCCUAAUUGGAAAAAUGGCAAAAUACCUUUCAAGUUCUUUGUCUCUUGGUUAGACCAUGAGGAUUCCAGGAAAAUUAUAGCAGAUUGCUGGAAGAAAUCAAUAUCUGGUUCAAGUGCUUUCAUCAUUGCUAGAAAACUGAAAGACAUAAAGCUCCAAAGCAGAGUUUGGAACAAGGAAGUUCAUGGAAACAUCAAAGCAAACAUUGAGGAAAAUGAUAGAGGACAAGCACUAGCAAAUGCAAGAAAACAACUCAAAAAUUGGUUUGAUAUUGAGGAACAGUUCUGGAAAACCAAGAGCAGAGAUCAACUUAUAAAUUUGGGAGAUCAAAAUACAAGCUACUUCCACAGAGCAACAAAGAGUAGAACAAGAAGAAACAAGAUUGAGGCAAUCCAAGAUGAGGAAGGCAAAUGGAUCACAGAAGAUGGAGAAGUCAAAAACUGCUUCACAAAUCACUUUUCUCAAAUGGCUACUGCUGAACCCAUAAAUCCUUCUACUGAACUCAUCAAUCUCAUACCAUCUAACAUAACCAAUAUUGAUAACAUGCUUCUCAACAGGAAACCUGAACCAGAUGAAAUCAAAGCUAUCUUAUUCAUCAUGGCUAGUGAUAAAGCUCCAAGACCAGGUGGAUUUCCACCAAAUUUCUUUAAAUCCAACUGGGACAUUAUAGGAGCUGGCAUUGUCAAAAUGGUCCAAAAUUUCUUCUCUUCUGGAAUCAAGAUAUGCAAAGUAGCACCUUCUAUCAGUCAUCUUCUGUUUGCGGAUGAUUGUAUGAUAUUCUGCAAGGCAAACUUGAUUGAAGCACAAAACAUAAUGAAGAAUCUGCAAUUAUUUGGAAGCACUUCUGGGCAGCUUAUAAACUUCAAUAAAUCUGGAGUUUUCUUCAGCAAAAACACAAAUCCAAGCCUUAUUCCUAAAAUUAGUGGAUCCAUGGGAGUUCAAGUACUGCAGCUGGAUGAUAAAUAUCUAGGAUCACCUCUCUUUACUCACAGAAGCAAAAUCAGUUCCUUUAAGCCAGGAGUGGAAAAGAUGAAGCUAAGACUUUCAGGUUGGAAAUAUGUCCCUCUAAAUCCUGAAGGAAGAGAAGUUCUCAUCAAAUCUGUCACUUCAUCAGCUUGCAUUUAUCAAAUGAACUGUUUCAAGGUGCCAAAGAAAACUUGUAAAGAUCUUGAUAAGCUGCAAAGAGAUUUCUUUUGGGGGGAAAACAUAGAGAACCCAACUGGAUACUAUCCUAAAGCUUGGACUUCAGUAUGCAAGCAAAAAGAGCUGGGGGGUCUAGGCUUCAUGAAUUUGGAACUUCUUAAUAGCUCCAUGAUAACUAAAAUUGGAUGGAGGCUUGAGCAGGAUAAAUACUCUAUGUGGUAUAAACUCAUGGAUGCCAAAUAUCUGAUAGGAAGGAAUGUUCUCAAUAUGGAUACUAAAUGA